Molecule: messenger RNA, 18246 nt
Organism: Acanthochromis polyacanthus (spiny chromis)
Lineage: Eukaryota; Metazoa; Chordata; Actinopteri; Pomacentridae
Gene: chd6
Product: chromodomain helicase DNA binding protein 6
Exons: 45
Coding region: 537-11162 (3541 amino acids)
Molecular function (GO): protein binding; ATP-dependent chromatin remodeler activity; ATP binding
Source: RefSeq, a predicted model, not a curated record
UGUGUUUUGGCUGCUGCAGUCAGUGGCCAUUUUAGGGAACUUUUUUUCUUUUUUAUGGAGGGGGAGAUGCGGCUCGGUGGCGGCUCUUUGUGCGGGUGUCUAGACCGGACCGUGCAGCAGGACUCCUGCAUCCAGACUGAAUGAACUCCGCCGUGGAUUAGACAUUGCGCGGACUUCCACUCCUCCUCCUCCGCCUCUUUUCUCCUCCCCAUCCCUCUCUUCUCCUCCCUCCCUCCCCUGCCUGCUAAUUUUUUAUGCAUUUUUCUAAACUGUCAUGGCGAUUUGGUGUCCUUGGAAAUAAAAAAAAGCGCCAGUGUGUGUUUUUCUUUUUUUCCCUUCUUCUUCUUCUCUCCUCUCGCUCGGGCUACAACCGGCGGAAAGGAAAGGAUGUUGUCUCGCCGGUGAGGGGGAGCCGUGUGUGUGUUGUCCGGCGUCCUGGAGCAGGUGAGCGGUCCGCCUGGGGAGGGUUUUAUCGGUGGAGAAGGAGUUCUUUUAGUCCACACGUGUAAAGCGGAGAUGCAGUGAAGGGAUAGAAGAUGAAAAUACUCAAGAAGGACAAGCAGCAGACGUUCACUGGCCUCCUGAAGCACACGCCACCUCCGGCCUCCGCUGCAGCAGCCUCCUCCUCAGCCUCGGACCAAAACAGCAACGCACAAACCACAGUUCCCACAAUCCCGCGGGGCCACCUGGUCGUGGGCCCCAAGGACCAGCUCCGCCUCCUCACACCGGUGGGCAGCACGGCGACGUCCAAUCACUGCGCGGCGGCCGGGGUCCACACCGCCAAGCACGGAGCCCCGAGGCCGCCGUCGUCCCUGAGCGAGGAGGACGACGGAGGAGGCGGCGGUCGGGUGAAGAAGAAACGAAAGAAAAAGGACCGGAAGGAAUGGGAGAAAGUGGGAGAGGGGGAGGAGAAGGAGAGCAGCAAACCAAAGAAACGAAAGGAGGAGAAGGUGGCGACGGUCACGCUGAGGAAGAGCAAGGAGCCGAAGGAGAGGAAGGAGCGGCGGGGUAAGGGCAAGGAGGGCAGGAAAGACAGCAGGGCCGAGCUGAAGGCCAAGACCGCGGCCGUCGCCUCCGUAGCAGCUCAGGUGCCCGUUAAGGUUCCCGGCAAAAGAGGGAGGAAACCGAAGAUCAAAGUCCUACCUCCUCUGCCCACGAAUCAAGCGGCGCCUCCCACCCAAGGAGUCCACGGUAAGGUCCAGCUGCAAGGCGGCCACGGCAAGAACCACGGCCAGGCCAACAGCAAGGCUCCAGCCCCCUCAGCGCCCAAACAGAGGGGCCGCAAACCCAGAGAUCCUGGUGCAGCGCCGGUGGAGAAGAAGAAGAAGGGGAAGAGGAGAAACCAGGAGCUGGCUGUCCAGGAGGGGGCCGAGAGCGACGACACUACCUCAAUGUCGGCCCUCCACAUGGGCGGAGAGGACAGCCAGGACCCCCUGGAUAACGCAAAGCGACGUUCGGGACGGCAGGUGAAGAGGAGGAAGUACAACGAGGAUCUGGACUUCAAGGUGGUGGACGACGACGGGGAGACGAUCGCGGUGCUCGGAGCCGGCCGCAUCUCGGCGCUGAACGCCACCGCUCUGGCAUGGCAGGCCGAGGAGCCACCCGAGGACGAAGCAAACAUCAUUGAGAAGAUUCUGUCGGUCAGAACAGCAAAGAAAGAGACGUCAUCGUCUGAGGACCAAGCGGGGGACACCGAGGAGUUUUACGUCAAGUACAGAAAUUUUUCCUACCUACACUGUAAAUGGGCCACUCUGGAGGAACUAGAGAAAGAUCCCAGAAUCCACCAGAAGAUCAAACGCUUCAGGACCAAACAGGCGCAGAUGAAACACCUGUUCACUGAGCCGGAUGAGGACUUAUUUAACCCCGACUAUGUAGAGGUGGACCGGGUGCUGGAGGUGGCUGUUACCACGGAUACUGAGACCGGGGAGGAGGUGACCCAUUACCUGGUAAAGUGGUGCAGCCUCUCGUAUGAAGAGGCAACGUGGGAGCUGCAGGAGGACCUGGACCCCGAGAAGAUCAAAGAGUUUGAGGAGAUCCAGAAGCUGCCGGCAGACCUCAGACACAUGGAACGUCCUCCUCCGGACAAAUGGCAGAAGCUGGAGCGCUCCAGAGACUACCGGAAUGGAAACCAGCUCAGAGAAUACCAGUUAGAGGGCAUGAACUGGUUACUGUUCAACUGGUACAACAGGAAAAACUGUAUACUGGCAGACGAGAUGGGUUUGGGCAAGACCAUCCAGUCCAUCACCUUCCUCUACGAGAUCUUCAGCAUGGGGAUCCGCGGACCCUUCCUCAUCAUCGCCCCGCUGUCCACCAUCACCAACUGGGAGAGGGAGUUUCGGACGUGGACGCACAUGAACGUCAUCGUGUAUCACGGCUCGCAGAUCAGCCGGCAGAUGAUCCUGCAGUACGAGAUGUUCCACAGAGACCCACAGGGUAACACCAUCCCAGGUGUGCUCAAGUUUCACGGGGUGAUCACCACGUUCGAGAUGAUCAUGGCCGACUGUCCGGAGCUGAAGAAGCUUCAUUGGCGCUGCGUUGUGAUCGACGAAGCCCACCGACUGAAGAACAGAAACUGCAAACUGCUGGAGGGACUCAAGCUCAUGAACCUGGAGCACAAGGUUCUGCUGACGGGAACCCCACUGCAGAACUCUGUGGAGGAGUUGUUCAGUUUGUUGAACUUUCUGGAGCCGCUGCAGUUUCCUUCAGAAAGCGCCUUUCUGGAGGAGUUUGGAGACCUAAAGACUGACGAGCAGGUGAAGAAGCUUCAGGCCAUUCUGAAGCCCAUGAUGCUCAGAAGACUGAAAGAUGACGUAGAGAAGAAUCUCGCCCCCAAAGAAGAGACCAUCAUCGAGGUGGAGCUGACCAACAUUCAGAAGAAAUACUACCGAGCCAUCUUAGAGAAGAACUUUUCAUUCCUGUCCAAAGGAGCCAACCAGCACAACAUGCCCAACCUCAUCAACACCAUGAUGGAGCUCCGCAAGUGCUGCAACCACCCCUACCUGAUCACAGGAGCUGAAGAGAAGAUCCUGGAAAGCUUCAAGAAAUGCCACAGCCCGGACGCGCCAGACUUCCAGCUGCAGGCGAUGAUCCAGGCGGCCGGUAAACUGGUGCUGAUCGACAAGCUGCUGCCCAAACUGCUGGCCGGAGGACACAAAGUGCUGGUCUUCUCCCAGAUGGUUCGCUGUCUGGAUAUCCUGGAGGACUACCUCAUACAGAGACGCUACACGUACGAACGCAUCGACGGUCGUGUUCGGGGAAACCUGCGGCAGGCGGCCAUCGACCGGUUCUGCAAGCCGGAUUCGGAUCGCUUUGUGUUCCUGCUGUGCACCAGAGCUGGAGGUCUGGGAAUCAACCUGACGGCCGCCGACACCUGCAUCAUCUUCGACUCAGACUGGAACCCCCAGAACGACCUGCAGGCCCAGGCUCGCUGCCACCGGAUCGGUCAGAGCAAAGCAGUGAAAGUCUACAGACUGAUCACCAGAAACUCGUACGAGAGGGAAAUGUUCGACAAGGCCAGCCUGAAGCUUGGACUGGACAAAGCUGUUCUCCAAGACAUCAACCGCAAAGGAAGCCUCAAUGGGGUGCAGCAGCUUUCUAAGCUGGAAGUGGAGGAUUUGUUGAAAAAAGGAGCGUAUGGAGCGCUGAUGGACGAAGAGGACGAAGGCUCCAAGUUCUGUGAGGAAGACAUUGAUCAGAUCCUUCAGAGACGCACUCAGACCAUCACCAUCCAGUCUGAAGGGAAAGGAUCCACGUUCGCCAAGGCCAGCUUCAUCUCCUCUGGUAACAGAACUGACAUUUCUCUGGAUGACCCCAACUUCUGGCAGAAAUGGGCCAAAAUCGCUGAGGUGGAGAUCGACUCCAAGUCAGAGAAGGAGUCCCUGGUGAUCGACACUCCCCGUGUGAGGAAACAAACCCGCCACUACAACUCCUUUGAGGAUGACGAGCUGAUGGAGUUUUCAGAGCUGGACAGCGACUCUGAAGAGCGACCGUGUCGAACUCGUCGGCUGGGCGAACGAAGCCGCCGGUACCUUCGGGCCGAGUGUUUCCGAGUUGAGAAAAACCUGCUCAUCUUCGGCUGGGGUCGGUGGAAGGACAUCCUGAACCACGGCCGGUUUAAAUGGCACCUGGCAGAGAGAGACAUGGAGGUGAUCUGCAGAGCUCUGCUGGUUUACUGCCUGAGACACUACAAAGGAGACGACAAGAUCAAGAGCUUCAUCUGGGACCUGAUCGCUCCGACCAAGGAGGGCCAGGACCAGGCGCUGCUCAACCACUCCGGUCUAUCGGCUCCGGUUCCUCGCGGCCGGAAGGGGAAGAAGCUGAAGAACCAGCUGAAUGUUCCGGAGGUGAAGAACGCCGACUGGCUGGUCCACUGUAACCCGGAGGUGGUUCUGCAGGACGAGAGCUACAAGAAACACCUCAAACAGCACUGCAACAAGGUGCUGCUGAGGGUGCGCAUGCUGUACUACCUGAAGGUGGAGGUUUUGGGUGAAGCUGCGAAUCAAGCUGCAGAGGGGGUGCCUGCCAGUAAACUGGAGGUGUCGCUGCCUGACAUCGACUACAUCGAGAUUCCAGUGACGUGGUGGGACGCAGACGCUGACAAGUCUCUGCUCAUAGGAGUCCACAAACAUGGAUACGAGCGCUACAACGCCAUGCGAGCUGACCCGGACUUGUGUUUCUUGGAAAGAGUUGGGAUGCCGGACGUCACGGCGCUGACAGCUGAACAGGGAGGAGGAGAAGUAGCAACGGACAUGGCCGACAGCAUUUGCAAAACCGAGGAAGCAAAGGAGGACGCUGAAAGCAAAGCCGACGGAGGGGAGGAUAGAGACGAGAACAGCAAGGGAGAAGAAACCUGCUCCAGCACAGAUACCUCUGACAAGCCAGACAGCACAGGUCCAGACUCUCAGUUGUCAGGUGACUUAUGCGUCCAGGAUGGAACUCUGGUUACCACGACGACCACGGGAACAGGAACCGGGGUGGCCGCCCUCCAUGUGGUCCAGGCCCGGCCCCUGUGGCCCACCGGUCCCGCCCUGACGGCCCGUCUGCGGCGCCUGAUCACCGCCUACCAGCGCUUCACGCUACGCCGAGAGCCGCUGCUCAGGCACGAGUUCCUGCUGCACGACGGCCUCGUGGGGAUGGGCAUCGGAGGAGCUGGAGCCGCUCACGGUCAUCACGCCGGCGGACCACUGGCCUGGCAGCUGGGCGAAGAGCUGAGGAGGUGUUCUGUGGUCGCCACCGAACCGGACCCCCUGUUUCUGGAGUGGCAGAGGAGGUGGACUCGUCGAGAGCAGGCGGAUUUUUACCGCACAGUGUCGUCGUUCGGGGUUGUCUACGACCCGGAGAGGAAGACGUUCGACUGGUCCCAGUUCAGAGCUCUGGCCCGACUGGAGAGGAAGACAGACGAGAGUUUGGAAAGAUACUUCAACUCCUUCGUCAACAUGUGCAGGACGGCCUGCAAGCUUCCUCCGAGGAAGGAAGAAGGCUUGGUGGAUCCCGCUGUGCUCGUGGAGCCUCUGACAGAAGAGAGAGCCGCCAGGACGUUAUAUCGCAUCGAGCUGCUUCGCAAGAUCAGAGAGCAGGUUCUCCGUCACCCGUUGCUGUCGGCUCGCCUCCAGCUGUGCCGUCCGUCCCUUUACCUCCCCGUCUGGUGGGAGUCCGGCAAACACGACCGUGACCUCCUCAUCGGGGCUGCACGCCACGGAUUGAGCCGCACCGACUUCUACAUCCUCAACGACCCCCAGCUGAGCUUCCUGGAGGCCCACAGGAACUACGUCAGAGGACACCCCGCCCACCUUCACCCUCAGGGCCAUCAUCACCCUCACCAUCCAGGUCUGGCGACUCACUCCGGCAUCUCGUCUUCGUCUUCUUCGUCAUCGCAUCCUCAGCUUCCUCAUCCUCACUGCUGCCUGUACGAUUCUGGGCUCGGCCACCACUCCCCUCAGCCUCCUGAAUACCCCCACCCGUCCUCCCACCACCACCAUCACCAUCACCACCAGCAGCACUCGGUGCCUCCAUCUGCUCCUUCUCCUUCCUCCUCAUCCUCCUCCGCUCACCCUCACCUUCAUCCUCCACCGCUGGAUGCUCACGAUUCGUCCUCGCCCAGUCUGGGAAUAGUCCCUGGAUCGCGUGGAGACUUCCUGGACUGUCCUCCUCUGGAUGAAUCUCUGGAGUUGGGAGCGUUGCAGCAUGACGCCAUGUCUGCGGACGCUUUACACGGAGGAAAGACGUCCAAGGAUGCCCUCAAUGGUUUCCCCUUUAACUCAGCAGCAGGAGGUCAAAGCAUGCUCAACUCGUACGGAGUCGGAGGAGCCGACCUGGAUUCAAAACUGAGGAGUGACGUUCUUGUUGGAGAGCAGGGCUCAUCGGAGGAAACCGGGCUGAUGGCGCCAUCGGUGGAGCUGGAUCAGUUACAGGCUCCGUGGGACAGCACCGACCACACCAGUCCUGCUCACCACAUGUUCAACGAGUCCGACCCCAUCCUGGGUCCCUCCGCCCUGGAGACCGGCUUCUUGGAGGAGGAGGACGAGGAGGCGCAGGGGGGAGACCGAGGAGGGGAGGAAGGCGGGACUCUGGAGGAGUGUUUAGGUCUCCCGCCCUCGUCCUCUCCCUCCCAUCCCUCGGCUGGAGACCCCGUCGAGCCCCUGUCCUCCAGUUAUAUUCUCUUUAAGGACAUCGGUGUGAACGAGGAGCCCAGUGCAGAUCAAACCGACCUGUCAGCCAGCCCUCCUCUGCCCUACGUCCCCCCACCACCCCUCUCCCUGUCCGACAUCACUGCCCAGGAACCGCAGGACGGACUCGGUCACUCCGACGUCUCCGAGAGCCUCACCAACCCCGUGGAGGAAGGAGACGACCGGGAGGGAAGUGCCGGCUUUGAGUUCGACGACAAGGAGGAAGAGGAGGUGGAGGACCUGUCAGCAGAGAGCAUGGAGCAGCAGAACGUGGACAAACAACCAGAGCGAAGUCUGGAAGGAGAGGAAAGCAACUCAAACCAAGAUGCAGGUCAAGGUUUAGGGGUCUUGGAUCCACCCAUGGAAGUUCCAGAGAUGGACGGGAUAGAACCAGAACCAAGACUGGGAGAAGAGGACUCGAGAAAAGAGGAGAGCUUUGACCAAACGGAGCACAAAGAGGAUCUAUCCCAAGACCCUUUUCUGGGAAAACUGGUACAGGAGGGAAGCCUGGUGUGUCCCGAGUCUAUCGAAGAGACCGUGGAGGAAGUGGACGGCUUGAUUUUAUACCAGACGGAGAAGGAGGCAACUGUGGAAAACUCUCUUGACGCUGAAAACUUGAUGGAAGACUCAACUGGGGAGUUUGUUCAAAUGAAAGGAAUGCCGAAAACCUCCGGAGACGGCGUUCCAAUGGAUCUUGCCGAUCAGGUGGACGAGAUCUCGGAGGGACAGGUGGACCAGGUCGCUCUGAUCGAUGCUCCAGCGGUACAACCGUGUGAUGAAAUAUCAGAGAACGCCGUGAAACAAGCGGAUGCCAAAACCAAUGAGAUGGAGCUGGAGAACAUUUACUCGGAAUACGCUCAGCCGUCCUGCCCUUCUGUUUCCGUUUCGUCCCCAACGGCACCAUCAAAGCCUGCCAAGGCCGCCAGAGAGAGUGACUGCAAAGAUGAAGUCAAAACCGAAGUCUCUGCGGAUCAGUUUGAGGGUUCAGUCGAAGAGCUGAACUCGGCAGAUGCCAGCAGAGAGUGUAAGAAUAGAGGCCUGACGUUCUCCCUUGAUCAGGACAGCAAAGACAAUCUGCUCGAACAAAAUGAAAUCAAAAUGGCCUCAACUUUGCCUGUAAACAGCGUCGACUCAAAGCCGUGUGAUGUUAAAUUCUCUCUUGUAGCAGACAGCGGCGGCGAGAAAAAGCCAGAGCAGCUGAUCCUGGCAGCCAAAGUCGAGGAGACCAAGAUGGAAACCCCCGAGGACGUCUGCCCGGACAGCUCUGAAGUCAAACAUGCUAACUUUCUUUCGUACGCUGUGAAGUCAGAAGAUUUGGUGACCAAAGCGGAACAGUUAGAAUAUCCUGUUAAAGUCGAAACCCUGGAGACCAAACCUGAAGAUCUAAGCCUUCCCAUGAAGCCCGAGAACUUGGACACCAAACCUGAAGUUCUCCAGUUUGUAGCCUACUCUGAAGUCAAGCCUGAGGUCAAACCGUUAGCUCUGGGCUUCGCUGCUUAUCCAGACAAGCUGAAGACGGAGGCGAAGCCGGAAGGUUUGAAUUUGACAGCGUUUCCGGACACUUCUGCGGUUAAGCCCGAAGCCAAGACAGAAGGUAUCGGGUUCCCGACCUACCCGGACAGCUCAAUGAUUAAACCUGAGGCCAAACCAGAGGGCCUGGAGUUCACAGCUUUGUCCGAGGUCAAAGCUGAGACGAAGCAGGAGAUGUUGGAGGCCGACAGCACGGUCCUGACGCCCAAACUGGAGCAGGCCGACGGGCUCAUAGAAACCUCAGAGAACCCGGUGGUGAAAAGCCAAGUGAAGGAGGAGAGGCCGAGUACGCCAGUGCCUGUGGUGGAAGGUUAUCCGGGCAGCCCGAGGUUUGCAGCUCCUAUCUCCAUGUGUGAGAUACCCGACAGCCUCCAUGAGCCCCGGGAGCCGACCAUCGCCCAGCUGCUGCAGGAAAAAGCACUCUACUCGUUCUCAGAGUGGCCAAAGGACAGAGUGAUCAUCAGCCGCCUCGACAGCAUCUGCCACGCCAUCCUGAAGGGGAAGUGGCCUUCGUCUAGCGAGCAGUACGACUCUCCCGCCUCGCUGGCCGCUAACUCGUGCCUGGCCAACAGCUUAGCCCAGCACCACCAGCAGCGAGCCAGUUUCCUCCCCACCACGGCCUCCAGCUCCGUCCCCGGCCAGGCCAGGGUCCAGCAGACGGGUCCAGGACUGGGCUUCUCCAUCCCACCGCCUCUCACCAGACUACCUAAGUACAUACCGCGGGGCGGCGCUUGCGGGCGCGGAGCUUGGCGCCUCACCUCCUUGCCUCUCUUACAGGAGAGGCUGGUGGCUCCUCCCUUCCUCCCUGAGCUCAAACGAGCAGGAGGUCGGAGGUCUUUCGACUAUGAAGCUGCUGCUGCGGCAGCCGCCAAGGUUUUAGCUGGGAAAUCUGCGCCGUCAUGCCACACUGCCGCUGCCUCCGCUGCCAGCAGCUCCGGCGGUGACAAGGUGCCGGUGGUGGCUCCGCCCUCUCACCGCCCCGGAGCCUUGUUGAUAAACGGUUGGCAAGAAGCCGCCAUCGAUCUGACCAAGUCUUCUGGAGAAAUAAGCACCACGAGCAGCGUGGGGACGAGUGAAGCUGGGAUCAGCCACCACGGCGCAGGCGGCGGUCACAAGCUGCCGCCGCCCCCCAUCACAGCGCCGCUGUCGGGCUCCGUGGGCAUCGACAUGGCCGGGAUCCUGCAGGCCGGCCUCAUCCACCCGGUCACAGGACAGAUAGUUAACGGCAGCCUGAGGGGAGAUGAUUCAUUGAGGAGGAGGAGAGGCAGGAGGAGAAAUGUGGAAGCUCUGUACUCUGAGUUCACCAAGAGCCGAGGACUGCACCUCCCUGAGACACAGGGCCGGGUGGAGGUCAUCAGCCACUCCUCCGUCUCCUCGUCCACCUCCUCGCCUUCCCCCUCCCCCUCAGAGCGACCUGCAGGACCCCCCACUCCCUCCUCGUCUUCUACUCCGACACCCACCCAGACGCCUCCUCAGCCGGAGAUCGUGGCCAUCGACAGGGAGGCGGCCAGCAAAGGUCUGAUCGAGUGGCUCCGGCAGAAUCCAGGCUACAGCAUGGACCUGCCCGCCUUCGCUCACUCCGGAGCAGGUCUGCUGCACGGUUUUGUGGAUCGUCCCAAACAGAGGAGGCAUCGCUGCAAAGACCCCACCAAGCUGGACAUCAACUCUCUGACGGGGGAGGAGAGGGUCCCUGUAGUGCACCGAGGCACCGGACGCAGGCUUGGUGGCGCUAUGGCUCCUGCCAUAAAGGAACUCUCCAGGUGGUUGGAUGCCAACUCGGAGUACUACGUGGCUCCAGACUGGGCUGAUGUGGUCAAACACUCGGGUUUCCUCCCUGAGGGGAAGUUCUCUCGGAUCCUGACUGAACCCGUCAACAGAGAUCCAGGUUCUCGUCGUCGUGGUCGUCGUCCUCGCAGCGAGAUGCCGAAGCCCCUCCUGUCCGUCUCCGAUUCGUCGUCGUCUGGCCUCGGCCCUCCGCUCUUCAUGAACGGCGGUCUGAUCGGCAGCGUGGACUCCAUGGUGGCCAUGCAGAACCUCCGCGGCGGCAUCCCCGGGAUCCCCAUCUCUGGGAUCAUGGCGGCUGGAUUCCCUCACGGUUUCUCCGCCGCUGUCACGGCAGGAGCCACCGGAACGUCGGCAGAAGACGCCAAGAACGGGUUGAGUAUGUUACCCAUGAUGCUCCACGGCAUCCCGCACCCGCACGGCGCCGCGAUCCCUCAACACGCCUUGUUCAGCGUCGGCACAAUGAUGGCACACACGGCGCCGCCACCUCCUCCUCAGCCCGCUUCCUCUUCCUCCUCUUCCUCGACCGCCUCUUCUUCUUCUGCCGCCAAGGUCACUACGACGACGGCGCCGUCUACGUCCGAGGCGUCCAGCCCGUCUUCAACAACGCCCGCCGAGAGAGACAACGCCGCCUCCUCGACUGCCGAUAAGGAGAAGGGAGCGGCAGACGGCAGCAAGCGACCAGAGGCGGCGGCCAUCAUCACCUCCACCAGCAGGGCCCACAUCAGCCCCGCUCACCUGGGGGGCACCGGCAGCCAUCUGACCUUCAACCCCUUCCUGAUCCCCGGCAUGUCCCACGGCCUGCUCUACCCGCACAUGUUCCUGCCCCACGGUGGCAUCAUGGCGCUGCCCGCCAUGCCGCCCGGCGCCGUGGACGGCUCCCCGGGAAGCCCCAAGAGGAGGCGGAAGAGAGGGCGGGAGGAGGGGGAGAGGGAGGAGGAGAAGGCGGCGGGGGAGGAAAGUACAGUUAAGGAAUCCUCGCCUCCCUCCGUCGCCUCUACCUCAGACCCGCCUCCCAUCGAGGAGCUCCAGGGAGGCAACGGACCCUCAGAGCAGCAGGAACCGGACUCCAAUAACCACAGCGAGGGAGGGACGGUGGCGACGGAGAACGAGGAGACAUCAGAGGAGGUGAGAGAGGAGGAGAACGGUGAGGAGCAGAGACAGGCGGAGGAGGAGGAGGCGUAGAGGGACGAACCACUGGCUGCCUCCGGUGCUGCUCUCUUUUUGAGCAGCAGUGUAAAGUUUGUGCCGUGUCUGUCCGUCAAUGUCCAUGUAAAGACUUUUAUUAUGAUGAUGACUGAUAAUAACGAUGAUUAUAUUCAACUUGGUCAUGUUUAUAUACCGGGACCCCCACCAACCCACCUUCUCCUCUCCUCUCCUCGUUGUAUACAACAACAACAACAAGAAAAGAAAAAAGAAAACUAGUGUAAGAAAUGCUCUCUGUAUUCUUUCCCCUUCAUUCUGCAUCAGACUGAGUCGGGACAUUUCUCAACACGCUCUGCAGAAAACAAACCGAGGAGCGGCUUUGGCGGUUUUAAAUGGUCUUUUUUGUUUUUUGUUUGUUUGUUUUAUUUUUCUGGACGUGCGGCUUUGGUUUCCCAGGAAGUUGGGGUCUAAAUUUGUGGAGGAGCAGCACUUGUUCAGGCACACUCCGCUUAAACUGAGUGGUUUUUAUUUGGGAUUAUAUUUGUGCAAUGGUUAAAAACCUGCUAGCUACACGAAUCUGGAGGCGGAAGUGGCGUUUCCUCGUAUACGUGACACUAAAGCAGCCUUUUUUAAUGACAGAAAACACUGGUGAGCAUGAACUAAAUAUGCAGGAGCCACUGUGUGACAGCAGGCCGGAUCCUUUCAGUGUAGCCCUUUGACAAAAUCCUCGAAUAAAAAUACUUUUAGUGCAUUUAAAAAUGCUACCAAACCAGUAAAAAACUGAACUGGUCUCUAUUAGUUUUAUACCGACUAAGAUCAACCAAAUUGUGACUGUAAUAUAUUAACUAAAAGGUCAAGAAAGUCACAAUAAAGAAGAGGUUUAGUGAAUCCCAGGCAUGAAUGUUGGUUUUAAAUUCUAAGACGUCGUCGUCUGCCGGUCCUAAACGCUUCGCCUUGUUUUAUUUUAUUCAUUUCACUGCUGCAAUAACAUUUAUUCUGCACACUAGAAGAUGAGUCCAGCAGAUUUUUCACGUUUUUCAUUUGCUUUCAGAGAUAAAAGCAAAGGAACAAUCACGAGAUUAAUUCGUCGUCACUUUCUAGAUCAAGUUUGUUUAAACUCAGCCACAAAGUCACUUUUUAAAGACUCACCCCCCUCAAGUUUUAGGCACCAAGGACAGGAAUGUGAGAGCUCAGUGGGGCCACCGGGGGGCGCUAGGAGGCAGAUUUGAUUGUAUUCUGUCCUGCAGACACUGAUGUGGGAGAAAACAGGAGAGGAAGGUGCUUUUUAUUGUUGUUUUAGUGCCCUUGGAGGAUGUUUGAACCCUAAAUUUAUGAAUCAGAGAAGCAGCACGGUUGCUGCGUGUUGGAAUCAUGACCUGUAGCAUCAUAAUGUUGUCGUUUCUUGUUUUUUGAGAAAUCGUGUGCGCGUCGUCAACCAUCUGUCCAGGGAAAAGGAAUCUUCUGUUUUGUAUUUUUAAAAAGGAAGGAAGACGAAAUGGGAAGAAGAAGAGGAGUGUCUCGUUGCUCUUGUGUCUUUUUUUCCCUCAGAUUAGUUUUAAUAGGAGUUCAUACUAAGAGUUUCUAAAUAUGUAAAUCUAUCGCUGUAUAUUGCUGUCGUUUUUUUAAAAAAGUGCACCAUUUAUUUCUGUUUUUUUCUCCGUUCGGGGGGAAAAUACUUGACAUAUGCGAGGGUUUUUUUUGUUUAUUUUCCAGUUGGUCCCAGUGUUUUCUGUGUCAAACAGACUGUACUGUACAUUAAAAGGAUGCAAGUCGCUGGUUUUAUUCAGUCUUUUCACGGCGGGGGGAAUGUUUUGGGCUCAAAUGUUUCCGUUUGUGUUUUCAUUCGCUACCGUUCAAAAGUUUGGGGUCACUCAGAAAUGUCGAAAAGCAAUGAAGAUAACAUGAAAUUAAUCAUAAAUCCAGCGUAGACAUUGUUAAUGUGAUAAAUGACUAUUCUAGCUGGAAACAGCUGAUACCUUUAAAAAAUUCAUGGCAGAAAUCACGGCAACGUAGAAUGUGACCAUUUAAUAUAGAUGAACCCACAAACAAAAUGACCUUGUGUUGAGCUCAGGCGUGUGUUCUGCAUGUGUACCUUAUCUACGGAUACUGAAUCACAUGAUCUAAAUAUGUAGUGAGCGGUGGGAAUUAAUGGGACUCAGAAACACCCCCACAAUUUAAUCAACUGUUCCUUGUGUCAUUUCCUACAGAUGAGUCCCGAUAAGUCCUCAGUGGUGGAUUUCUAGUAGGAUCUCAAUCAUGUGAUCAUCAGCAGGCAGCAGGUGUAGUGUUCACUUGUUGUCAUGGUUACACUGAUGCCAUGCUGCUAUCUCAAAAUGACACAGAAAUCCUUAAGAAAUCCAUGGAUCCAGACUAUAAGCUGCAUCACUGCUAAAAUCUAAUCACUUGGUCCUUGUGUCAUUUCUGACCUUCCCUGAAAAUUUCAUCCAAAUCCAUUACAGUAGUUUGUUUUUGGGUAAUGCUGCUCACAGACAGACAAACCAACGCUGAUCGUCACAUAUCUCCACUGUUUGAUGGAGUAAAAGGUGUGAGUUUUCACAGAACCCAGCACAUUGUCUGUGUGAUCCCAAACUUUUGAGCUGUGGUGUGAUUCUGAAAACAUCAUUUUUGCACAGUGUCUAUUUUGUGAAUGUUACCUUCCUGUAUCGUCGGGUUUUGUUGUUUUUUUCUUUGUUUUCUUUCCGUUAGAUGUGUGUCAGAGUGUGUGAGGGAACGUUUGUGUGCAUGCAUGAGCACACGUGUGGAGAUGUUUCUGCUUCUGUCUCAUCCUUACAGGUCACAUUUCUUGUCGGGGGGAAAAAAAACAAAACAAUUGACAGUUGUUGCCUUGUCACAGGUUCGUGGCUACGUAUAAUUUAUUCUACUUUUGCUUUGCCAAAACUUUUACCAAAUAUGACAUUCUUUUCUUCUGUCUUUAGUUUUUUUUUAUGUAUUAUUCAAAAACAAUGCCUUAUUUAGCGAGUAUUUUUGUUGUGUAGAUGUUCUGUUACAUCUCCGUAGAGGGACAUGUUAUCAUGUGUUUGUUGUUUUUCUGUGCAUUAUCUCCACAGCCAACAGUAACAGAAGGUACCACUGUUCAAAUCACUACAUUUACUCCUAAAAACACACAAAAAAGACAAAAAGUCAAUCAGUUUUCCCUCAAAGCACAAAUGGAGAGUUAACAAAGCGUGACUGUUUGCUUACCAGUGCCUCUAAAAUGACUUCUUUUUCUUCUGGUUCUUUUCUUUUUGUUCUUUUUUGUUUGUUUGUUUUGUGGAAUUCACUUGCACACUAUGUUGACAUCGCCUCUGGAAAGUAAAAAUAAGUGUUUGAUGAUGCCGUGAUGUUCUCUGGAGGAGGUUCUGCUGUUUUCCUUCAGUCUGGGUCUUAAACCCUUGGUAAUUGGGAGGCUCACAUGUGAGUUAUUCCAUGGAAAAUCAACCAAACAUGGGGGGAAAAAUCCAUCUAGCUCCUUUAGUUCGUCAGAUUUUUCCAUCUACAUUAACUUUAAUGUAUUUAAUGAAGCCAAGCAGAGUCUUACCUUCACAUUAGGAAUAUUUUCACAGUUUCAGACCUUAAAAUGCAGCAAAUUUCAAGCUUUUUUCUUCAUUUCUGAGCGUCAGAACGUCUUAAGUACACUAGAUAGACACAUGGAGCUUUCAGGGCUUUUUUUAAAGGAAAAAUGUACAAAUAUUUAGCUUUCCAUUGGAACGCAUUUGAUGCUUUGGGUUCUAGCUGUUUGUCAGACAGAAAAAACAUGUUCCAAGAUGCCAGCUUUGGGAUUUGACAAACUGAGAUGGAGAUUUCUCGCUGUUUUCUGAUGUUUUGUCGGCCAAACGGUUCAUCCAAGAUGAAAGUAAUCAUUAGCUGCAGCUCAUGAGGAACCUUAAUGAGGAACCUUUAAAGAACCACAGAAUAGUUGGACGUUGGUGUGUAAACAAGUCGAUUUUACAUCACCUCCACACACCAGUCUGGAAUGACCCACAGUCUAGUUUCUGAUCUGUCUGAGUCAAACUGGAUGCCUUUGAGUCAUUUUGGACAAAUUUAGGGGAAAAAAAGAAACGUUCUGGGUAAACCUUCAAGGCUCAUAUCGGCAUGUUGAUGGGUAAAGGUCAGAACAAGUUAGAGACAAUGAAAGGAGCAAUUUUUCUACCUGUAUUUUGGAUUAUUUAUGACAUUUUGGGUCAUUUUGGAGAAGCUUUUGUCAUUUUGGCCAAAAAUUUUGCAACGUAGGAGACGUUUCUGAUCAUUUUAGGUGAGUUUUGGCGUCAUUUUGGAAAUCUUUUGAGUCAUUUUGGACAAGUUUAGGGGAAAAAGACACAUUCUGGGUAAAGUUUCAAGGCUCGUCAGCGUGUGAUAGGUAAAUGGUCAGAACAAGUUGUAGACAGUUGUAGGAUCAUUUUUACCAACAUUUUGAUCACUUGACAAUUUUGGGUCAUUGUGGAGAAUAUUUUUAUCAUUUUGUGCAAAAAUGUAGCAGUUUAAUUGACAUUUAUGAUCAUUUUCGGUCAUUUUGGACGUCUUUCGACUCAUUUUGCGCCAUUUUUCAGUCAUCCUGGAGAGAAAAGGUUUAGGGGGAAAACUGCAUUCUGGGUAAACUUUCAAGGCUUAUAUCAGCAUGUAUGAUGGGUGAUUGGUCAGAACAAGUUAGAGACAAUGAAAGGAGCAUUUCUAAUCUACAUUUAAUAUCAGGAUCAUCAAAUAGACACGAUACACUCUGAGGCAAAACCAAUUUCUAAUGUAGUUGUAUUUAACACUCGUGAGCAGAUUCAUUGUUUAGACUGUGACACCUGGAUGGAUGUAGAACUGAUCUGGUUGCAAUUUUUAGCAGAACUCAAAUGUCGUGUUUAUCUGCUGGACUGACGAAGUUCUGAGGCUCAGAAAUGAUGGAAAAAUUACUAAAAGGUGUGAAAUUUGUGUCUACUUCAUGGGUCUGUAAGUGAAAAUAUUGACAGUAUGAAGGUAGAACUCUGCUUGUUCUCAUUAAACACCUUAAAGUUACUGUAGAUAAUUAAUCAGCUGAUUCUGAGGAGGUCAAGUUGCAGGAACUGAUUGAUUUUGUGCAGAUUUGAUCAGUUAAUGAAAAAAACACUGCUCCCCUACUGGCUCUUCAGGGCACUGCAGGAGCUCCUUUAUUAGAUAAUUUCCUGCAGAAACCUCUGAAUUUCACACUCCAAACUCCAAUAGAUGACUUCUUUACCAGUGUUUAGUGUCAUCAGAUCUCCAGGAAUAAGAUCCAGGUUGAUAAAUGUCAGAAUUCCCCUCGUCAGGAUUCAAUCUGCUUCCAUUCCUUCACUGCAGAGGCCUUGUGUUCACUUUCUUAGCACAUCUGGGACAAUAAUGCGCACACAGUAUGUAUCCAACCCAAGUAUUUGAUUGUUCUCGUGUGUUCUUAGAGAUUCCUAAAGCGAGAAAAGGGGGUUUAAACGAUCUGAAACAGCAGAGAGCAGACGUGUAGUUGCAGAGGAUGCACAUCGUAUUUCUGUUUUAGUUUUACUGGCUUGUUUUUUGUGUCAAAACUUGAAACAAACUGCAGUAUGUGACCACAGCUGGAGGUCAACCACGGCUCUGUGUCGUAUGUUCGCGUCACGCCAAGCCUUCUUUAACAGUGUUUCUGUUCUGUUCUCAUUGAAGUCCUUUUUGUUUUGGUUAACUUAAAACGGUCACCUCAAAAUGUUUAUCUCUGAUCAUAAAUAAUGUAUUUAUUGUACAGUUCUCGUCUCUGUGUUGUCGUCUCAUGACCGCUCCACGGCUGCUUUUGGUUUUUUGUUUGUUUUUUUUGGUUCACAUGGAAGUUCAGCUUUUCUUUGUCACAUGUUGGAUCUGGUUUUAUAUCGGAGUUACACGUUCUUCACAUCAAGCAGUCUGUGGGAUUAUUUUGUCCUGAUUCUGCGAUUUUUCUCCAAAUUCUGACAGUAUUUUUCAGCUCUAGAAAGAGAAAAUGACUGAAAUGAGGGUUUCUGGAAGAGACGUUCACAAGAUUUACACAGCCUCAGCUCCUUUGAUGGAAAAAGUCUCAAAUUUUUAGUCAUUUCCACCAUAAAAUAUCCACAACAUCCGUAAAUGUAGAUGGAAAAGUCACUAAAUCAGACGACACAUGCUGGAUUUUGUUGCUUGUUUUCAUUCUUUUUCCAUCUUGUCACUUGUUUCUGGCCGGAUUUUUUCCAAGUUGCAACCAACCCACGACUCGUUGGUUUAAGAAUCUUGGUUUCAGCUGCAGACUUUUAUUUAUUUCCAGUGACCUGCAAGAUCCCCUGUCAGUUCAUUUAUCGUUAAUUCUGACCUUCAUGUUUCGGGAAAUCUAAAAAAAAAAAAAAACAAGAAAGAAAUGUUCCAGAUCCUAAACGAGCUCCAGACGCCCCCAAAAACGUAUUAAUCAAACUCAGACCCUAUUUUUGCCUUGUAAAGUUAAACCACCACAGCUGAGAAAUCUGUGUGCCAGGAUGAGGUUUUCACUCCGUUACUCACCGGCUGCUUUCACAGAUGCUGAGGCGUUUUCUCGGCAGAAGAUGCAAACAUUUAACAUGAACUACAGCCGCUGCGCUCACUUCAUUCUCUGAUAAUCGGACAGAAAUAUGGAGUGAAACCUGUCGUUCCCACGUACAGCACAGCGUCUGAACUCACAGCAGUUAAAUUAGCUUUAAUUAAAGCUGCCGCUGCUUUCCUUUUAGUCACAGUUGAUCUGUUUUUGAGAGGCGUGCUGAAGGGAAACUGGCAUUUAAAGUUGUAAAAAAAAAAAAAGCAGCUGGAACGUGUGAUUUAAUGACAAAAGUCGGACAGACUGUGAAGGAUCACAGGUUUGAUCAUUAAAACUUCACCACCUUCAUGUCUGUGAAACCACCCGGAGACUGAACCUUAUUUGACCCUUCACAGCUCCUGUAGUCGCAUCACAAGUGCAAUGAAACUCGCUAGGGUGUUCUUGGUUGAGAAAGUGACUGAUGGUGAAGUCAGAGACCCGGUCAUUAAUAAAUAAGUUAUGUGGUGGGGUUUUUAUCUUUAUUUUCUGUUGGGUUUUUUUCUUAUUUGUAACUAUAGCUCUCUGUAUUCCCAUGUGGACCAAUCUCAUGAGUCAAAACAUGGUAUGUGUGAUCUUUUAUUGUGCAAUAAAAGAUGACUUUCAACUUUA